AUGGCAGAUGUUCCGCCUACACUCACCCUAGAACUUCCCAAGAAAAGUGAUCUUUCUAACACAUUUAAACCUUGGAAUGAAGUCCGUCUUCCAAUUGACAUUCUUUUGUUGACAGUAAAGGACUGUGAGUUCCUAGCCUGUUAUACAUACUUAAGAAAUUCCUUUAAAAGCUACCACGUGAACCUUGGAUAUGUGUACUUUGGGAACAUGGGUAAAAGCGGAGAUGUGCCUCUAAAAGUUGCUUUGAUGACAUGUUCUGAAGGCUCUUCUGCUCCACAUGGCUCACUGAUCACUGUUAAGAAUGUUGUGGUGGAACUGAGACCCAAAGCUGUUUUCUAUGUUGGCUGCUGUGGUGGGUUGAACCCAGAAGUCACCAAGUUACAGCUAGGUGAUGUGGUGGUAUCUUCUAAGCUUACAACUGAAUCAUUCAAAACCCCGGUGGGAAGAGAUAUCUUGCACCUUGUCAGGCAUGCAGAUCAUGGCUGGAUUCCUCCAUUAAAACGUCCAGAAGAUCAUAAAGUUCAGGUCUGCUGUGAUGGGGAGAUUUUAAGUGGCAUAAACCCAGUCAGUGCUAAACAGCAAAACUUGUCUCAUAUUACUCAAGCUACUGCAUUUGCACUUGGUGGUGAAGGUAAGAUAUUUAUUCCCUGUUAAAUGACAUCUUUUCUCUCUUGUUAUGUUUUCGUACAAGAGGCAUGGUGGCCCGUGGUGAACAUCUCAAUCUUCAGAUCUAGAGAUCCAGGUUAAGGCCUUGCUUUACUUUGUUCUGUUUCCUUAGACAAGAAACUUUGAUUCAUGUCCCUCUCCAUCCAGGUGUGUAAAUGGGUGCUGGUUAUAAUCCUUUGUGAUCCUGUUUUCAAUCUGAUCUUUUAAGAUCUAUUCUGUUUCGACAAUCACGUUUACGUUUAUUAACUUCCUGCAUUUUCUAUACUAAAUUAUGCAUAAAAAACUGAUUGGAGGACAGCAGUUUAAAUGAUGUUUUCCUUUGGAUAAAAUACAAAAGGAUAGUUUAAUUCUAUUAACAUCCUUAUGCAUGAGCUGGUUUUUUAUUUGUUUGUUUUGUUUUUUGGUAUUUAAAUAUGCUGAUUUAUAUGUGCUUUUUAAAAUCACUCAGUGUUACCAUUUUCUGCCGACCCAUUUGCACAGUAAAUAGUGUUGUUUAUGUUGUCACAUCUUCAUUAUUCAACCCUGGCUGUGAUGCUCACUGGUGGAUCUGUUUGCAUCUUGAAUUAUUAAUUAUUUGUUGUUUUUUUCCAGGCCUUUUUGCUGCAGCACAUGAUCUUAAGAUUGAAUGGGUGAUCGUAAAAGGUAUUUCUCACUUUGCCAAUAGUAACAACCCUGCAGAAAAUUCUUGGAAGAGUCAUGCAUGCAUAAUGGCAGCUUCUCUUGUGUCCAACAUGUUCAAGGAUCCAUUUGUGUUCGAACAAUGGCCUCAUUAUGAAGGUAGGUGUCAUGCUCCUUUAUUAAACCAUGUGAUAAUUAAAUCCUUGCCUUUGUACAGAAGGAUUAAGUCAGUGUUUUUGGUUAAGUACUGAGGUUGAUUUAAAAUACUCACUUUCAAACCUCAUUAAUUAAUCUCUGAUAAUAGAAAAAGGAUGGGGUUCAACAUUUUUUUGGUCAACUCACAACUAUUGGAAACUGUAAAAUAAGUAAAAAAAAUUAUGAGGAAAAGGUUACAAAGAAAUUGGUCAGGUGGACACGAGGGAGAUGUUUCCUGAUAAAAUUGACCGGCUACUCAUCAUACUAUUUUAGGCAGUAAGAUUUGUGGGUUGGUACUCUGCAAGUGCAUACUUAGGGACCUAAAGUCUAAAAUGACCCUUCUUUAAUUAGAGCGUAAGUUAUAUCUGUUAGGAGCCUGUAAGGUUGGGUGGGAAUUGUUUUUUUACUCAAGUGAUUUUUAGUGCCUGUUAGGCAUUAAAAUGAAUUUCUUCCUUGCCACAAAGUUAGAUUCUGUUACUUUCUAGUGAUACUUUUGGAUUUUUUUUUUUACAAAACCCUGUUUUUUGUGUUAUUUUGUUUUUUUGUUAAUUUUAAUUUUAUAGAGGGGGGUAUCUCCUUUUGGUACCUUCCAGGGGUUAAAGUGAAUUUCCAACAUGCCCGCAAAGCAAGAUUCUGUACCCUCCAGGGAUGCUUUUUGUUUUUAUUAUUAUUAUUAUUAUUUUUUUUUUUUUGAAAAGCACCCCUAUUAUCUUUAAUUUUUUAUUUUUUGUAAAGCAGUUCUGCUAUUUUUAAAGGGAACUAUCUCCUCCUCCUUUUGGUACCUCUUAUAGAGCUUAAGAGAAGAGACUGGUUAAAAUUUGGGGGAAAUAGUGUUGAUUUGGGAAGGAAAUAUAUGAGGGUAGAAUAGGUAUACACAUAAACCAGUUAGUCUGCUAAUGGGAUCAGAGGCAUCUUGUUGUUGUGGUGGACUAUCUGGUAAUUGUCUACCAAUAUUAUUUACUUCAUAUUUUAAUUUUUAACAACCCCCAAUUCCAAUAUUUUCCCAUUUUUUCAAAAUUUUAAACAUCUCUCCCUCCCCCCUAAUUUUUAUACAUUAAAAACAUUCGAAAAAUCAUCCGAAAAUUCUUAAAUAAUUAAUGACUGCAUCUUAAUUGAGUCAUUUUUGAAUUGAAGGAAAUCUUGGCUAGAUAUUUAAGAAAAUGAGUGUAAAUCAAUGAAAAAUAAUGCUUUUAACCAGACUCCCCCCUUGAAAUGAAUUUCUUCCAUGUCUACAAAGCAGGAUUUUUGUACCUUUUAGGGAUACUUUUGAAUUUUUUAUUUGACUAGCACCACAGUUUUUUAAUAGAGUAGUAUCUCCUCCUCCCUCCCCCCACGCCCUGAGAACACUAGUAACCAACUUAACAGGCCUGUCACUACGGGCUGAGAGGCAUAGAUUCUGACUGGCUACCCCUGGUUACUUUCAUAGGAAUUAAAGGAAAAUAGGGACAAAAGAAUUUCCAGGAUGUUCUAUUCCCCCGCUCCGCAACUUGAAACCAUAGUGACAGCCCUGAAUGCUAAGCAGUAAGCUCUCAGCACUGCUGGCUUUAUUUUCUGGUUUUAGAUCAUCCUAGAACUCUACCCUCUGAUUGGUUGAUAGCUAUGAUUUUGAAAGGUCCAGUAAAUAUUUGGGGGGCUUAUUUCCUGUUUUGAAAAUGUUUUUGAACUGCAACUGCUUACUAGAUGCCUUUCAGAGUCAACUCAAUGUGCAGGAGAAAUCUUGUGUAACCAAGUUUAAAAGAUACAUUUAUUGUCUAAAACUGUGCACACUGCAACCAGGCAUCCUUUAGCAAAUUAAAAUGUCAGUAUCACCCACAAUUAAGUAAAAGCUAAGAUGUAAGCAUCCAGUCCCAAGACAAGCUGCUCAGUGCUUUUUGUUGUUGAAACUUUAUUAUUCAGACCUAGAACCUAAGAUGUGGGUAGCAAAAAACUGACAGAUUGAUAAACAUUUUCCCCAAAUUCUUUUGAAUAACUGUUGUUUGAAAUGUCUCACUUCAAUUUCUAUGCUAUUUUGUUUACUCACAGACCCGUCAGCAAGGAAACAGCCGUCUAGCUCUAUCGCCAAUAAGGAGGAGUUACCAGGUACUAUUAUAUCCAAUGAAGCAGAAAUGGUACCAGACAUACAGUAGAUUAAACACGCUUAUUUUAAUAAGAAAAUGACUUUUAUCGUUUGUUAUAUUGCAAUACAAAAUGAUCUUUAUUGUAGCAGUUGUUUAUUUUUAUUUAAAAAAUAAGUGGCAAAGAAGAAGUAUGAUGUGAUACUUCAAGCGUCAAAUUCUUUCUUUCAUUCAAUCUUUCUGUUAGAGUUUUGCUAAGGUAUUUUUAACCUGCGUUAAUCCUCGAGGUCAGUUAUACAAAAUAAGAAUUAUUUUUUAGCACUCAACCACAAAAACGUCACUAACAGCUUUGGAGAGGUACCCCUCUAUGGGCGUGUCCUCUUUGAAGCUCUGUGCGUGGGGCAAUGUUCCUUUUCAUAUUCCUUCUACGUUUGACCAUAGUAUAUAUAUUUCUUCAUUGAUCUCUUUAUAUUCUGGUGUUUUAAAGCCCUCAUAUCAACGUGCACUGUUACUCACUUCUCUGUUUGAUAUCACUGAAGGCUUAUAUUUUGUGCCGGUCAACUACCUCCCUUUAACUUUCUUCACCUAUUAAGAUAUCAAGUUAUUAACGAACAAUUCUUGAAAAAAAGGAACGUAAAAUUUUCUUUAACAGAUUCUCUCUCCCUCGAGGAGUACCAGAAACAGCUGCGAUCAAUUUAUGAAACCAACAGCAAAGUCAAAAUCGUUCCGUGGGACGAAAGCUCUGCCGUUCAUAUCGAUGAAAUUUACACUCAGUUGUCUUGGCUUAUGGAUGAGAAGAAGCCCAGCGGAGUAACACAGAAGAAACUCGAACAAUACACCGACGUUUUUGACGGCGGAAGACUUCAUCAUACGCCCAAGCGCAUUUUGGUUCAUGGACGACCAGGUAUCGGCAAGACCGUGUUUACUCAGAAAGCUACAUUCGACUGGUCCCAGCACAGAUUUAAAGGAAAGUUAGGAAGAUUUGAUCUCGUACUUUUGGUCAAAUUACGCGAUGUUUGUAACCUCAACGAUCUCCCCGCCAUUCUGAGCCAUGCUAAUCUUCUCGCGAGUGAUGGCCGAGUUUCCACUGACAACCUGUGCGACUACGUUCUUCGCCACCAAGGAAAAGUGUUGCUUAUUUUGGACGGCUACGAUGAAUACGUACACAGCGCAGCAAGCCAAUCACCUGUUCUUGAGAUCUGGCAGAAAAAGCAGUUGAGGGAUUGUUGUGUUAUUAUAACGUCUAGAGACAUGAAAGGAGAGGAAUUGAAAAGUUCCAGCGAUGCUCAAUUUGAGAUCGACGGUUUCGACCGUGAGCGACAAGAAGAGUUCGCCCGUAGAUUCUUGAAAGAUGAUCAAGAUAUUAAAGAGUUUUUCAGGUACUUAAAACAACAAAGUCUGGAGGGUGUAGCAAAAAUACCAAUUAUACUUUUAAUGCUGUCUUUAGUUUGGAAGGGAAAGGAUCGUGAAGGACUACCUUCAUCACGGGUGAUGUUGUACUUUCAGUUUCUACAGACUAUGUUUAAUCAUAUGUCUGAAAAACAAAAAAAGCCGGCGGAAAAAGUUGACGAUCACAAAGAAGAACUCUGUAAAGUAGGAGAACUAGCCUUUGACGCACUUCUUCAAGAUUUACUUUAUUUUCCUCUCAGUAAACUGCCGGAUCACGUUUUGACUGAGAAACUCAUCGAGGCCGGGUUGUUUCAGCUGCUAAACAUGUCCGCUAUUAACCCGUGCAAAGCCGUGCACUUCAUUCACAAAUCCAUGCAGGAGUUUUUGGCUUCUUUAUUUCUGAAAGAAGAACUGUUAUCUCAAGAAAGUAAGAACAAUUCCCUUUUCAAAGUCGACUCAAUUGAAAAGAUCUUCAAGUUGAAUGAAGUUUUUAAAUUUGCUGCUGAAAUGUCCGAAGAAGCCGCGCGCGAGAUCUUGAUUCAUCUGUUGGGGAUGGCGGCGAAGGAAGACGGAGAGUACAGCUUCGACAGCGAAGGACCGUCAGUCGAAGAUUUGUCUUAUGAAAAAAGAAAUUUUCUAACUCUAUGUACACAGUUAUUCUUCUACUGCUCAGCAGACACGAGAACAGAACUUUUCCCCACUUUUCUAUCUAAUCUAGGAGGUGUUUUCAUUUUUAAUCCUGAGCAGCUGAAUAUUGCAGCAAAGGAAAAUUUUGUUAAAACUACCGCUUCACUUAUGUACAUAUUUUUCUCUGAAAGCAACCAGUAUACAGAGCAAAGUUAUAAUAAUUUAAUUAAUUUAACACAGCAAUUAAACGCUGUUAUAGUUAGUAGAACAGGAGAACAAAAAGCAUCAGAAUUUUUGAAUGUAUUCCCAUGGCGUAGAGUAAACGAGUUUUUUUUAAUGAAAGAAGAAAACGACACUCACCUUUAUUUUCAUAAAAUCGUAAAAACUACUGUCAUUCCUCUUCCUUUUAAAAUGGUAAAGACGUUAGUUAGUUUAGAAGAGACAACAAAGAAGACAACCAUGAAUGGUGAUGAGUCAAGUGAAGAGAGCCGCAGGAGCUGUUGUUCAAAGCGUCAUGGUCUCUCCAGGGUUCGGAGGAUUGAUGCCCGGUAUGUGAACAGUUCAGAAGUGGAACAGCUGAGUGAGAUGAUGCCGUUUAUCACCGCUCCACACGUGAUAUCGGUUGUGGGUCAACUAUACGGUGAAGUGUACGAUGCUGAGGUAACAGAGUCUCUGCUGAGAAGCAUCCCAACAACACAGACACUGGAGGAAUUAACACUCCGUGGUAUCAAUGUAACAUCAUCACCUGCUGUGGAGUUCAUCAACAGAGUAUUUAAACAAGAUCUUCCAAACUUGGAGGUGCUCAACAUGUCAUUCAAUCCUCUUCUGGGUGCGGGAGUAGACAGCUUAAUUAAACAUUUCAGCUGCGCUCCUCACCUGGAGGAACUGUGGCUGUUAGAUGUGAAGAUGACUCCACAGCAGGUGAUGAAUCUCACAUCAGCUGUACAGCAGCACGGCAGCAUUACUAUACUGGAGAUAUCCUACCACGUAAGUUUUCCAGUUUCAUCGCAAUUUGUUUCUUUAUUCUUUGUUUACAGUUUAUUUCUACUCAGCUCUUGCCUUUCACCAUUUUCCUUUCUUUGUCAUUUUUAUACUCGACAAAACACGAGGUUUGCUUUUGAAAACAAAUCACAUACUUAAGCGGAUUCAACGUAUCAUUUCAAAUUCAUUUCUUUCAACUGAUUAAACGAACUCCAUAAAAUGUUUUAACUGAGAACCUUAAGAACAAGUAGCUUCAGCUGAUAUUAAAACAUGGAGUUGAACUCAACAAGAGAAAUUUCGUAUCUUCAAGCAGCCAUAAGGUGAUAUUAUCGGGUGAAAACAAGAACUUCAAGGGAAACAAAAGCACAUAAUUUCCACAGUAUUAGUUUCUGAAUCAAUUUUAAUUCAUACCUUUUCAUAAAGUAACAAGCAACAAUCAUAAAAGCAAAUCAAAGAUGUUCAGUUCAUAUUCAGCUGAAACAAAUAAGCUUAGUUUGACAGCUGUAGAAGGCCUAAGUGUAAUAAACGACCCUAAAUGUAAUAACAUUUUGUCCUAAAUGUAAUAAGGUCCUAAAUGUAAUAACAAUUUCCCCUAAAUGUAAUAAACUCUUAAGAUGCCAAUUACAGUAAUUACUCGAAUAAGCGCCUCCCUCAGAUAAGCGCCGCAUGGGGGAGUUAAUUAGCGCCUCGGCGCUUAUUCGUGUAAAUACGGUACUAAGCGGUAUUACUUUACCCAUUUUCUCGUCGGAUGAAACUUGGAAAAUCUUUACAAACAUGCCGUGCCAAUUUUUUUCGCAUAAGCUGACAUUUAAGCGAGAAAAACCCUUUUUUGGAAAGCAUCUUUAUUGCAAAACAAGAACUGAUAACACGUACAUUAAGCUUCGUGUACAAGACUUCGCGACUAGUAAGAAUUUCUCUUUUAAUCAGCAACCUAAACAAAGAGUUUUUCUUUUUUCUCGGGAAAGUUAUUUUAUAAAAGCAAUAGAAAACUUUUUUCCUGUGUUUUCAUAGCCUGAUAUGAACACUCGAGGGGUUGGGAGAAUUCUUGACAGUUUAAUAUGCAAACCCGAGACGAGGUCGAGGGUUUGCAUAACUGGAUUAUAACAUAACAAAAGUAAAUCGCGCGCUCUGAUUGGUCAGUUAGCCACUACCAUUUGCCCGUGGGUUCACGCCAAGAAACUGAGCUAGCGCGGUAAAAUUUGGGCAAAUUCAACAUAUCUCCUCUCCUGACGGUAAAAUACACCGACGAAAUGCACAGAUAAAAAGUGGAAGUUGAAGAAAAUACUAAGCUGUCGUUUUGAAGGAAAAAAGACAAAAGAUCAAGCAACAAAUUUGCCCUGGAUGAAUUAAUCACUGUUUUCCUCGCGGCUAGAAUCGGCUGAAGGAAAAUCGAGCGAGCAAAGAUUUAAGGUACAUUUUGUGUGUUUUUUUAUAGAAGAGAAAGUCUGUUUGAAAUGUAAAUUUAUCAAUUAGCAUUGUGUUAUUGACUUUUUGGUCAAGCUGAUGCCAAAUUCAAGCAAAUAUUUUAGGAAACACAAGGAAAUGUACCGAAUUUACGCGAAUUAGCGCCGCGGCGCAUACUAACUUUUUUCUACAAAAAUGCGGCGCUUAUUUGAGAGCGGUGCUUAAUACCAUAGUUAUACCGCUUAGUACCGUAUUUACACGAAUAAGCGCCGCGGCGCUAAUUAACCUCAUGCGGCGCUUAUUCGAGUAAUUACUGUAAUCGGCAUCUUAAGAGUUUAUUACAUUUUGGGCAAAUUAGACUAGUAGCGAAAAGCGCCGGCUUUUUGGCGGCGAAAAAGGAUUAAAGUCUAGCUUUAACUAGCUAAAAUUUUUUUAUUCUUGAUAUUUUUUACCAACUAGUUGGAUUGUAUGACCUGUGAGCCAAUAGCCCAUUCGGGCUCGAGGAAUAAUUGUUAAAUAUUCUCGUUUCAUUUGGCUGAACGGAUCAAUCACCCUGAUUCGGGCUGAGACAGAAAGGUACGAUAUUGUUCGCUUUUCUAAGGUGACCACCAAGUCUUUGGACUCGGGAACAGGCUCUUAGGAGUCAAACGAAUUAGGUGAGAGCAAAAUUGCAGGUGAACUUUGACCUGGGCCAAGACGUAGUUUUUAGCUUAGCUGAUGGGCCGCUUGCACUAAGAGGACACGUGACCAAUUCUUCCUUUAAACAAUGAGUUGGAAUCUUGCUGAUACCAAAAAUUGACAGCGCGCAUAAAAAUUAUCUUACAACCGAAAUUCGAGAGGUAACGCAUUUAAGGGAGAUAUUUUAUGGCACUUUGAUUUUUUAACAAAGUAGUAUGAUUAGUAUUGACCGCCAUGUUGGAGGGCAUACUCUUGCCCUCCAACAUGGCGGCCAAAACUAGUUUUUGCUUAUAUCUUGUUAAAAGUUUGAUAGUUACGCUCAGAUGUGCUGUAAAUCUUACCACAUCAUCUUUCCUUGAAGUUUAAGUGCAAAAUUUGUGUUCAGAAAGAGGUAAUUCAUAAUUUUAAAAAUCACAUUUUGGUCACGUGACCAACUUCGAACUUACUCAUUUUAAGAAAAUGUUGCGGGUUUGAAAAACAAAAUCAUUGUUAUUUUGUUUAAGAUAUGACCCACUAAUUGUUUUUCGAAGGCAAAAUCAUAUAACUUUGAUUUUCAUAAAAACGAUGUCACAUGACCUCUUAGUGCAAAUGGCCUAUUGUACUUUGGAAAAGCGACUCUCGACUCAGGAAAAUUGGAUCUAGGUCUAGUUUCAGCGGGCUCUAAUGGCAUUGAACCAUAGGCCGAUUUUUGCAGAUAAGAAAGUGAUAAUUUGUGUAGUACGUUUCAUUCAGUUUGUUGUCUAUUCAAUGCGGAAUCCUGUUGUUUGUCGAACCGCGAAAAAAAGAUUGUUUUGCUAACUAUUUAAGUUGUUAUGUAAGCCUUAACCAGGCACUCUGUCGCUGCAGUUCACUCAACUUAAAAAUUUCUAGACUGAAAUGACACCGGUUUGAAACUUCGCGAAGUCAGUUUACUGAAUAAAUGUUCUAAAAGGGGUGACGAAUGGUCUUUGCGAGCAUUCGCGAGCAUGCCGAGCACUGCGAUUUUUUUUCGAGCACGAGCAGAGAAAAAAUUUGCUUUGCGAGCAGCGAGCAGUUUAGAGAGUGCAACUCGCGAGUAGCGAGCACUUCUUAUAUUUUCCGCUUGCAGCAAUCCAUAUGGAAAUCCUUUUCUUUACAGUAAAACAGGAAAUAUUUUAAAACGGGGUUUUAAUUUAGAGCGCAGCAAGUUCUUUGAAGCUAGUUUGAGUGACACCUUAUCGAGAUGAUAUCACAUUUCCGCUUCACUUCAUCACUAGCCUGUGCCAGGCUCCGAGAUAGUCGGGCCCGCGGAAUUGAGAAAGCGCGAAAAAUAAAAAAAAAACGGGAGGAAACUGGGGAGAGGGGGAGGCGGCGAAAUACUCGCGCGAGAAAUUUGAGAAAGAUUCCAACUUAUUGACACAUCAACAGCUUGACAGCCGAAAUCUAAUUAUCUCAAAGGCGCCAAAAAUGGGCGGAAGAGGGUCGUAAAAGAAAUGAUUGCAGGCUCUCUCUCCCUUCCUUUUCCUUUUUUUCCCGCCCUGCCCCCAUUUUCGCCUGCCCUACACUUUCGCGUCUUCCCCACUAUCUGAGAGCCUGGAACAGGGUACUUCAUCACGCACGUGUUCGUACGGAUCAGAAAGCAAAGGUCACAAGAAGAACAACCGUCUAUAACAAACGUAUAUAUCCAUAUAUAGCUGGAUUAGCUGAUUUAUUAUUUAUCGUUGUCAUUUAUCGCGUGCAUUUCCACUGAACUUGAUCGCCAUAUUUAUAGGAAUCAAGCACCAUACAGAAUUACAUUUACUUUAACCCAAAGAAGGAUUUACGAGCAAUACUGACAAGAAGGCGAGGUUGCCAGCAACUGCAAACACUUUGGGAGCACGAGCAAGCGAGCACUCGUUUAAAUUUUGCCAGCAAAUCGAGCAAACGUAAAAUUUUGCGAGCAGUUAAAAAUUUUAAUGGACCAUUCACCACCCCUUCUAAAAUUUGCGUCAUUUUAAAUUUGGAGUCGUUGGAAUGCUUCUAGGGACCAUUAACUUACUGCCCGGCGUCAGAUAAAGGCUUUUAAUCGGCCUUUCAAUGAGUUUUAUUGUUUUAAAUUGCCAAGUAGUAGAAUGAGUUGAUAUUUUUGCUAACCCGGUUUCCAAAAAUCAAGGUGUAUAUAUACAAGGGCAAAAAUUUAUCUCAAGAAAUGACUGUAAAGACGCUUAAAAAUAGUUUGUCAGUUGAACAGUUGAACCUUGUGCUCGUAUACUUUUUGACCGUGAUCAGGGCAAAAAGCAUUUUUCCUCCUUUAUGGAUUUUUUGAAGCUAUAAAGUUCACUUUCCCAACAGGUCGUAUUUUUAUCAGGGAGAUCUUAUUCUUUUUGAGGCGAAUGAUUCUUUUUCCGCUGAAAUUAUAUUGAUGCCCCAUGGAUCACCGUUUCGGUUAUGAAUAAACUGCAGGUUAUAGCUGGCUAUUCUCCCUUAUGGGAGGCUUUCAGACAUUUAUAGGCCACAAGUAGCCUCUCUCAGGCGUUCAGCAAGUGUGGAGAACGGAGGAAAGAAAACGGCAAGGAAUUAAGAAUGUAUUUAGGGGGUCCCUCUCCCUUUCUUUCGCUUUGUUUUUUCAUAUGCCUAGUCUUAUCAUUUCACGCCACAACCCACUAUCUGAACGCCUAGAACGUGGUAGCCAAAAGUGACUUACAUUUGUUUUCUUGAAAAAAAAGGCCCUUUGUUUACAGCAAAUUUAGCAAAAAAUCGCGCUGAUGUCACCCAUUGAUAUUUUGUUCCAACCAGCCGAAAAGAAUUCUUUUGGAGGAUAAAUGGAAUCAGCCAAACUCGAAUAUGAUUUUUAAAAAAGAGUCAUCUGGUUUGGUUGGUCAAGUUUACAGAGUUUUGCAGUAAGUCCAUUUACUAAGGGUUUCAUACCUUCUAGUAAGCUCACACCUUUAGCAGAACACAGUUCCGGGCUUGUUUUUGAUUAUACACUGUACUUUUUAUCAAGGCAAGUUUUGACUCUUGGUCUUUGCUUUUGGCAUGCGAGGCUUAUUUUUGAACUUAGUACAAGUUGUUGACAUAUAAAAAAUUGUCUUUUGUUGGUUACUGUAAUCGUAUUUCACUUAAAAUGAAGGUUUUGAAAUAUGUACACGUCCACACUUUACUAAAAGGAGAUGAGUAGUUUUAGUAUUGUUUUGUAUUUUGUUGCAGGAUCAUAAAGGGAACCCCAAACCUGAACAUGAAUGGCCAUCAGAGGUCCACUGGAAAUGGCGUUUCCCUCUUCUCUUUCCUGAUUCAUCACCUGAAUCAGCGCAUGAACGGGAGCAGGUUAGACAUCACUGAAUUUUUUUGAGAGAGUUUAUUGAUUUAUUUUGUAAGACUUUGAGUGUUUGCGUGAACUGAGGUCAAUUUUUCUCCCCGUCAGAGGUAAUUAAACACGCAAAGGAACCUUCGUUUAUAAGCCUCCAUUACGGAGGAUGCCGAAUUGGUGAUAAUGGUGAUAGCUAGUUACAGUAAAAAACCCGCGUGUAAGAAACUAGUGGUUUAAGCAACUGAUGACAGAAAUUUGCUUCUUUAAUACCCAACAAUAUAAGAACCUGUUUGGCCAAACAAGAUCAAGCAGGUUCUUCUUAUGUGUGGGUUACAGUUAAAUUAUUAAUAAACUUAUUCAUUAUAUGAAAAAGAGAUGGAACAGAAACUGAGUCAUCAGCUUCGUUUGUUUAAGUUUAUUUACUUAAUUCAGUUUUAUUUUUCUGUCCGUCAGUGAUAAUCAUUAAUAAGCCUUUCAUUAAUUACUGGAGAUUUCCGAGUUGAUGGUAGUUAAUCACGACAGUUACGUUAAAACGUUUGGAAAUGGGAACCCGUGCAUUAAGAAUCGUCUUAUUUAAUUGUUGCAGCCUUUCUAAGAAGCCUCUUGCUUGUACCUGGAUGGCUUGAUCUCAUUUCUGAUUCAUCAUCUGAAUCAGAGAUGGAACAGAAAGAGGUUAUUCAUCGACUUCUUAUUUCAAGCUUACUUUAUCUUUCUUCUGUUUCUUCUAAGUUUUUAUUCCCUUGAACUAAAUUGAUGUUGGGUUCUGUUAAAAUUAAUUGCAGAUAAAAAUUGGCUACUGUUCUCUCGCAGGUCGCACUCAGUUGAUUUUAGGCCAAAAGUAGAAUGUUUCCCCACUAUCUGAACGCUUGGAACAGGCUAUCCAAAAGCGAAUUUUGCCUUGGAAAAAACAGAUUGCCUUUUUUUAAGCUCAGUGUUUAGGGAAGAUGUCACUGACAAUUUGUGCCAAGUAGACCUUUUGACUUUUGAAAAAAGAGUUUUGUUUAACAGUUGGUAGGUCAACAAAGAAAUUAGAAACUGACACCUUAUCUGUGAUUUAAAAAAGGAGUUCGUUAUUUUCUCGUGUAAAAUUAUGAUGAAGUGAUCGACAACUCUCCAUCUGGUUCGGAUGGUUACAGUGUUUUGCAACUACUCCAGUCACUAAUAUAAGGGUUUUGCACCUUGUAAUUAUCUCACCCCUUUACCAGAACUCAGUUCCCGGCUAAAUUUGCCCAUCAUACACAAGUUUUAAUUUGAUAAUCUGCUUAGUCGGUACGAGCGGCCUGUUUUGAAUUUAGUACAUCUUGGCAAAGUUUUUGUCAACCCGGCACCCCAGUUUUCGUUGCUCACUUAAAAUAUCCUUUGUUUAUGUUCUGUAAUCCCAUUGUACCUAAAUUAAGGUGACUUGACCUAGUUUUUUUUUUUUUUUUUUUUUUUUUUUUUUUUACCAUCCUACUUUCGAGCUAUCUGGCAUCCCCACCUUUACUUUUAUAUUAAGUCAAACACAUAGAAUGAAUAACAUAUAGAUCAAUCUACAAUAUAACACAAAAUUUUUGGCGAUCGGAGUAAAUGUCACGUGGUUAUAAUGCCACGCCCCUUUGAGGGCUGAGUCGAAAAUCUGCUGUUACCGGCAUUAUUUCGUGAAAAUCUCUCGGCUACACAUACUGCGCAUUAGUGCCUUGCGCUGAACAGAGUUUCACCAAAAUCGCAAAGACCCAAUUCGAGAAAUUCAGCAGUUUCCAAAUUUAGGUCAUAAUUUAUGCAAAAAUGAUAAGCAAACUUUACACGGAUUAUAUCUAAUAAACUAUGAGAUUUAUCUGUUUAUUUUGGGCAUCGUUAUAACAGAUGGGUCCUUAUAAGUCAGCAAAACGCUUUAGGGCCUUGUAAAUGCGCGCGAUUUCGAGCAAAGCAAACAUAUAGAAAUUAUAGUUUUCGCUAUUUGUUGACGUUUGUCAGCGUUUAAGAGUCUUUCUCACGAAAAAAGCAUUUUCUUAAAAAUUCGUAGUUUUUUUUCCUUCAAAUUUUUUCAGGACCACAAUUGAUUACCCGGACUCUGAAUUUCAUGGUCAUUGAAAAACUGUGACAUUAUCUUCUAUAAGCCCAAACUUGAGUAAACAUUGAAGAUUUUUAGCGUUUUGGCUGAGUUUGUGCUUUGGGAGUUGUCUAUUGUUUCUAGUCUGUCAUUAUACAGCAUUCUUGUUCAGCACGCCUCCAAUGACCACGCUUGGGUGACUUCCGAAUGCUCACCGAGAUAUGAUAAUUUAGUAUAAGAAAACAGAAGGGAUUCCCGUCACGAGUUGGUUUAAUUAUUGGCUUUCAUUAAACCUAUGAAAAAAUGAUAUUUUUUUUUAAUAGUAAGUAGAUUUAGUGUGUAGCACUUCUUGAUUUUUUUGCAAAGGCACAAGAAGCACGAGAAUUGAUUAAAAAUUGUGAGUUAAACCUCUAUGUAUCACACGAUGGCCUGUCUCACUGUACCAAAAUUAUCAUAUCCCGGUGAGCAUUCGGAAGUCAGCCAAGCGCGGUCAUUGCACGCGUGCUGAACAAGAAUGCUGUAUCAUGACAGACUAGAAACAAUAGACAACUCCCAAAGCACAAACUCAGCCAAAACGCUAAAAAUCUUCAAUGUUUACUCAAGUUUAGGCUCAUAGAAGAUAAUGUCACAGUUUUUCAAUGACCAUGAAAUUCAGAGUCCGGGUAGUUAGUUAAUCAAUUGUGGCCCUGAAAAAAUUUGAAGGAAAAAAAACUACGAAUUUUUAAGAAAAUGCUUUUUUCGUGAGAAGGACUCUUAAACGCUGACAAACGUCAACAAAUAGCGAAAACUAUAAUUUCUAUAUGUUUGCUUUGCUUGAAAUCGCGCGCAUUUACAAGGCCCUAAAGCGUUUUGCUGACUUGUAAGGACCCAUCUGUUAUAACGAUACCCAAAAUAAAGAGAUGAAUCUCAUAGUUUAUUAGAUAUAAUCCGUGUAAAGUUUUCUUAUCAUUUUCGCAUAAAUUAUGACCUAAAUUUGGAAACCGCUGAAUUUCUUGAAUUGGGUCUUUGCGAUUUUGGUGAAACUCUGUUCAGCGCAAGGCACUAAUGCGCACUAUGCGUAGCCGAGAGAUUUUCACGAAAAAAUGCCGGUAACAGCAGAUUUUCGACUCAGACCUCAAAGGGGCGUGGCAUUAUAACCACGUGACAUUUACUCCGAUCGCCAAAAAUUUUAUGUUAUAUUGUAGAUUGAUCUAUAUGUUAUCCAUUCUAUGUGUUAGACUUACGAUAAAAGUAAAGGUGGGGAUACCAGAGAGCUUGAAAGUAGGAUGGUACCCCCCCAAAAAAACUGGGUCGAGUCACCUUAAGGCUUUGAAAUGUGUACACGUCCAAAUUUACCUCAAGGAGGUGGAUGAUUUCAAGUAUUGUUUUGUAUUUUGUUGAGGGAUUUUGUUUAACUUUGUUUAAAUUUAUUUACUGUAAUUUAUUGUAUUUCAUCUUAAACGAAAAUAUUGUAAAGAUUUUUAGUGUUUCAGUCCGCCGGAGAUGAUCAAACACACUCGGAAGCUUUUGUUUAUAAUAAGGCCUCUACAUUACAAGUCUUACAAUGAUUUCCAACACUGAACACUGAAUUCAUUCAACUAAAAUCCUGAAAUACUGCAACGAAAUUCUUCCAUAUAAUAUGUUUCCCUCCGACGUAGCUGAGUGCAUCUUUAAACUUAAGGCUGGAAAUAGUUAAGCUUCAAGGCCUUUUUAACGGAGUAUUCCUUAUUUGCGUGUAGUUAACUACGUUGUGUGUGAUUGUGAUUGUGUUUUUAUUUUGUAGACCCAUAAAAGGCCAUCAGAGUCUCGAAGAAGAAAGAAAUGUUCCUGCUGUAUUAUCAUGUAAAUUACUGUGCCAGUUAAACAGCA
Porites lobata is the source of this 15733-nucleotide messenger RNA. Lineage: Eukaryota; Metazoa; Cnidaria; Anthozoa; Scleractinia; Poritidae. The record is from the annotation of a GenBank genome assembly.